AACCCUAGACUUCCUCUUUACCCCUGCCACAAAAACGCCUCGUAGAACAACCAUUAGAGCAACUCGAGAAGUAAGAGAGACGACUGAAAAUACAAGUUCUCCGGCGCCGUCCAAGGCCUAUAAAUCGGAAGUUCCUCGCAUUAGCAAAUUCUUUCCAACUUCCAAAUGAGGCUGUUAACUCACAAUAUGUUAUCAUCCAACAUCAAGGGAGUCGCAAAUGGAUUUCCGUUGAAGAUCGAGGUUGUGAAAGUGGUAGAGAAGGAGGUUGAUUUUAAUAUCGAUUUUCUCAAGAACAUGUUCCAUAAAGUUGAAUGGAAGGCACUGGCGGAAGCUUCUACAACCAUGGGUUACGCUGAACUGCCUGAAAAUGUUGAUGCUGCUAUGCUAGACUCAGAUGAUUUCCUUCAUAAGUUUCAUCAUGCCCUUCUUGAGCUUCAUCUUGAAGAGGGUGCCUUGGUUUGUCCAGAGACUGGCCGGAAAUUUCCUGUCAGUAAAGGCAUUCCCAAUAUGCUUCUUCAUGAAGACGAGGUCUGAUUAGUUUUUUUUCUUCUUUUUUGGGUAUUGAUGUGUUUUGGUUUGGAAAUGGGGAUUAGGGUUCUUGAUAAUAGGGUUUAAGGGGUUUGUUCUGAUAUACCAUUUUGAUUGUAAUGCUAU
Solanum stenotomum is the source of this 654-nucleotide messenger RNA. Its product is annotated as multifunctional methyltransferase subunit TRM112 homolog A. Bases 166 to 534 code for a protein of 122 amino acids. The transcript has 2 exons. Lineage: Eukaryota; Viridiplantae; Streptophyta; Magnoliopsida; Solanales; Solanaceae. The record is from RefSeq and is a predicted model, not a curated record. Gene Ontology annotation, biological process: peptidyl-glutamine methylation; rRNA (guanine-N7)-methylation; tRNA methylation. Gene Ontology annotation, molecular function: protein heterodimerization activity.